Messenger RNA from Mucor velutinosus, 723 nucleotides. RefSeq lists its product as uncharacterized. The record is from RefSeq and is a predicted model, not a curated record. Gene Ontology annotation, molecular function: oxidoreductase activity, acting on the CH-OH group of donors, NAD or NADP as acceptor. Bases 1 to 723 code for a protein of 240 amino acids. NCBI's taxonomy places the organism in Eukaryota, Fungi, Mucoromycota, Mucoromycetes, Mucorales, Mucoraceae. The transcript is spliced from 3 exons.
AUGCCUCUUACUUACGUCGUUACUGGUGCUUCUCGUGGUCUUGGCCUCGAAUUCGUAAACCAAUUAGCUGCCAAGGGCCACACUGUCAUUGCAUGUGCCCGUAAUCCUGACAACGCUGCCGACCUCCAGAAGCUGGUUGACAACAAGCACGUCUUUGCUGUCAAGAUGGAUACCACCGAUUAUGAGUCCAUCAAGUCUGCCGCUAAAGAAGCAUCUAAAUACGCUCCAGAAGGCAUCGAUGUCUUGAUCAACAAUGCUGGUAUUGGCGGCGAAAAGUCGACCAGACCCGAAAAUCUAUUGGAGGAAGAUUUGAACACUAUCUUUCAAACAAAUGUUGUGGGUGUUUCCAAUGUGACAAAGGAGUUUUUACCAUUGCUUCAAAAGCGUGGUAAAGACCAUGUCAAGAAGAUUGUUAACAUCUCGUCUAUUCUUGGAUCCAUUGAGCUUAUCAACCAAGUCUCUCCUACUGGUGGUCAACCCGCUUACAACAUCUCCAAGGCUGCCUUGAACAUGUACGUCAAGAUGCUGGCUAAUAACCUCGCCAAGGACAACUUCAUUGUGUAUUCCAGUCAUCCCGGUUGGGUUGCUACUGACUUGGGAGGCCAAUCUGCCCCUGUUCAAGCCGUUGAUUCUAUUAGAGGUCAAUUGGCUAAGCUCGAGAAUGUAACAGCCAAGGAUAAUGGCGGAUUCUUUGACUUUGAAGGAAAGACUCUUCCUUGGUAA